Molecule: messenger RNA, 1420 nt
Organism: Geodia barretti
Lineage: Eukaryota; Metazoa; Porifera; Demospongiae; Tetractinellida; Geodiidae
Source: the annotation of a GenBank genome assembly
AUACCUCUUGGGAUCUAAAGGAGACGCAUUCCGCGCAGGCCUUCUGUAGUAGUGUAUCAGGGCUCUCGGGGAAAGAAGAACCAGUAAAACUCUAAAGAAAAUGUCUACUGGUGAAGAUCAGACAAACGUACGCGCUGCUUCGCCGUCAUCGUCCGCCGCAUCGUCAAGCGACGACGAAGAAGCCGUCGGCAGCGCGCGCGAAGAGGACCGCCAAGCAGAUACGUUGCGCACCGUUCAGGUCGUAUCCGCACCGCCGCGUGAGGGGACAAGCGACGAAGGAGAGACUGAGGGCGCCAGCUCCAGUUCUAGUGAAGCUGAAGAAGACGCGAAGGAAGAAAACGGACCAUCGCGUGGAAAAUCUUACCUCCAAAGUAUCCGAGCCAGAAAACCGAAAAAGAAAGUGUACGCCAAACCAAAAAAUGAGACGGCAGAUAAUAGAGAGCAAAACAAAGACGAUGCAACUGCAUCACCAGUCAGUGCUCUUACACAAGAAAAUGAUGAAAGCUCGGGAACUCUCCAGCGAGGGAUAGAUGUCCAUCCAACAUACCACCGCAGUGAUGGCUCAUCGGGCUCGGAGAGUGGCGAAGAAGACAUCGAUGAAGCCGGGUGGGAGGAAACAUCUAGAGCCUCAACACAGCAGCUGACACAAUUUGAGACAGAGGAAGGACAGAGGCAGAGGGAGAGCGUGUUUUCACGAUUCAAUCGAUACGCCGGGAGUUUUCGCAUCAAACUCUCAACCCGGGACCAGAGAACCCUGGAGGAGUUGGAAUCGGAGGAAAGCGACACAGAUGAUCUGGCGGGGGCAUUUGAAAUGAUGAGCCGUGAAGAUCAACCCGAUAUUCUAAAGAAGGAUUCAAGCUUUCGAAGACGGGCAAACAAGGCUAUCUCAGGCGCCAUAGCCAAUGUACUACCACAACCUAGGAGAGAGGGGGAGGGGGAAGAGGAAGAAGAGGAAGAGGAAGGGCUAGGAUUGUGCGGCUGUCUCAAGAGCAAAAAGAAAGUGGGUGAGAAGGAGAGCGAGAAGAAAAAGCCAGGAGAGAAGAAAAAGAAGCCACCGGCUACACAACUUUCCCCGCAGCUCCAAAAGGCCAGCAGUCAAGGGGUUAACAUGAUGAAGAAGCUCUUCUUUCCGGCGCUACCUCACCUCUUGCAGGAUAUGUGGGUUUAUCUUGAGUUUGGGAUCACCAUGUUUGCCUUUGUCUUUGGUUUGCUCACUCUUGAUCUCAGUGACGGCAGCAAAGCCUUCAACAUAGUGUACUUCACACUCACCAUCAUCAGCAUUGCUUUAGCCAUCAUCGAUUGCUUUCUCUACUUUGUCCAAAUGGGCUCCUGCGCAGAAUGCUUGAAGAUUUGCUACGUGAAAUUGAAAAAGAGAGGGGAGGAAGCAGAGCUGGAGCUAUUAGAAGUGGAAGACGGUGGC